Messenger RNA from Brassica oleracea var. oleracea, 1066 nucleotides. Its product is annotated as proteasome subunit alpha type-4-A. Lineage: Eukaryota; Viridiplantae; Streptophyta; Magnoliopsida; Brassicales; Brassicaceae. The coding region runs from base 143 to 895 and encodes 250 amino acids. Gene Ontology annotation, cellular component: proteasome core complex, alpha-subunit complex; nucleus; proteasome core complex. Gene Ontology annotation, biological process: ubiquitin-dependent protein catabolic process. The transcript has 2 exons. The record is from RefSeq and is a predicted model, not a curated record.
UCUUUUCAUCUGUCUUGUCCAACAAUCAAAGUUCACAUCUCAAGAAGACUCACGCCAUCGCUUUUUGGUCGAGCGAGCAAGAAUCAAAGAAGAGGCGAUCAGAGAUCGAAAGCAAUCCCUUCCUCUCAGGUUUUGUUAAACAAUGUCUCGGAGAUAUGAUAGCCGCACCACAAUCUUCUCCCCUGAAGGCCGUCUCUACCAAGUCGAGUACGCCAUGGAGGCCAUUGGCAACGCCGGCUCCGCCAUCGGUAUCUUAUCCAAAGACGGCGUCGUUUUAAUCGGCGAGAAGAAAGUCACCUCCAAGCUUCUCCAAACCUCCACCUCCUCUGAGAAAAUGUACAAGAUCGACGACCACGUCGCCUGUGCCGUUGCUGGUAUCAUGUCUGACGCCAACAUCCUCAUCAACACUGCUAGAGUCCAAGCUCAACGCUACACCUUCAUGUACCAGGAGCCCAUGCCUGUUGAGCAGUUGGUUCAGUCUCUCUGUGAUACUAAACAAGGGUACACGCAGUUCGGUGGUCUUCGUCCCUUUGGAGUUUCCUUUCUCUUUGCAGGGUGGGACAAGAACCAUGGGUUUCAGCUGUAUAUGAGUGACCCCAGUGGGAACUACGGUGGUUGGAAAGCUGCAGCUGUGGGAGCUAACAACCAGGCGGCUCAGUCUAUUCUGAAACAAGACUACAAGGACGAUGCAACUAGAGAAGAGGCGGUCGAGCUUGCCCUGAAGGUUCUGAGCAAGACGAUGGACAGCACUAGCUUGACAUCCGAGAAGCUUGAGCUUGCUGAGGUGUUUCUGACUCCGUCAGGGAGUGUUAAGUACCAUGUUCACUCUCCUGACUCGCUCACCAAGCUGUUGGUGAAGCAUGGUGUGACUCAGCCCGCUGCUGAAUCAUCCUAAACUAUUGUCAGAGACUUGAUCUCUGCCUGGUGCUGUGUCCCCUUUAUCUAUCUUGUUAGUUCUCUGUUUCACAGCUUUCUUUUUUAGUUUGAUGUUUAUUAGACUAUGACGAUGAAACUGAAAUUUCACAAUGUUAUGAGAAUUUUAUUUGAGUAUUUGAUUUGAUUUCUA